Ylistrum balloti is the source of this 879-nucleotide messenger RNA. RefSeq names its product mediator of RNA polymerase II transcription subunit 22-like. Lineage: Eukaryota; Metazoa; Mollusca; Bivalvia; Pectinida; Pectinidae. Gene Ontology annotation, cellular component: mediator complex. Gene Ontology annotation, biological process: regulation of transcription by RNA polymerase II. Gene Ontology annotation, molecular function: transcription coregulator activity. Bases 75 to 497 code for a protein of 140 amino acids. The transcript is spliced from 4 exons. The record is from RefSeq and is a predicted model, not a curated record.
GGCGGGCAUUGCAACACAAAAGAUCCGUAGGAAACCAUGGUUACAAUCAAUUCCUGAUAUUUGACCUCUGCACUAUGGCUAGCCAACGUGCCCUUCCACAGAGCAAAGAGGCCCUACUGAAGUCUUACAACAAGAAACUAAAAGAUGAUAUCAAGUCAAUGUUAGAUAACUUUACAGAAAUCAUCAAGCUUGCAAGGGGAGAAGAAGAAUCUCAGGUGUCAAAGACAACACAGAUAGAACAAGACCAGUAUGAAAUGCAGGUUCGCGGUUCUAACAUUGUGAGGGCUGGAGAAUCCCUGAUGAAACUGGUAUCAGAUUUGAAGCAGUUCCUCAUCCUCAAUGACUUUCCUUCUGUGAAUGACUCUAUUACGAAGAACAGUAAACUUUACAAGGAUCUACAGAGUGAAUGUGAUGCUAAACUGUUAACACUCCGUGAUGAUAUGGCUGUUGACUUGUUUGAGCUGGAGGACGAGUAUUACUCAUCAAGUUACAAGUGACCUCAUGUUUAUAUAUUUAAUAGACUUUCAAUGUCUGAAAAUGUUUGUUGAAAUAUUUUUUUUCCCAAAUGGUGCAAUUUGUUGAGAAUACAGGUAAGAAUGUAAAUUUAUUGCCAUGAUUUCACUGCUCCUCCAAACCUGAUGUAUUGAUCGAUACUGAUAUUAACUUCUACAAAUCAGAAGGAUAAGCUAUAAAGCAAAUACAAGCAUGACUCUACAAUCCAGCUUUAAUGCUAUGAUACUGAAUGUUAACAUUUUGCCAUUGUUGUGGAAAUAUAAAGAUAACUAUUAGUGCUUUAUUGAAUUUUGCAAUUGCAGCAAAUUUGAAAAUUAUUUGCUGCAAGUGAAGACAUGGAAAAUAAAUACGAUUUUUAUGGCUAAA